AACUAUCUUUUCUAUUUCUAGUUACUCUCGUCAAUGUCAUAAAUAGUCCAGUAGUUCCAUAUUCAGCUAACAAAGCUUAAGAAGAAGACUUCAAAAAGAAGCACUCAAUACACUACAAUCAGAGCUCAAGAGAGAGAGAGAGAGAGAGAGAGAGAUAAAAAGAGAGAAAUGAUGUGUAGCUUGAAAAUGGUCUCUCCACGGCCUCCAACGACUCUAUUCCAGUCGAAUGGAGAUGGGUUCCCAACAUUUCUUCCGAAGGAGGUAAAAGACAUAAAAGAUCCAUUCGCAAGAGCUCUGGCUCAAAAGAUUGUACGGAUUCCAGUUCCUCUUCAGAUGGAAAACUUUAGAGGCUGUGUAAUGAGUAGCUGUAUCAAACCAACUGUUCAAUUACCGGACAAAAGUCCUGUCGUUCUUCUUCAUUGUUUUGACAGUUCGUGUCUUGAAUGGAGGCGUGCGUAUCCUCUGCUUGAGGAAGCUUGUCUUGAGACUUGGGCUAUUGAUGUUCUUGGUUGGGGCUUCUCCGAUUUACAGAAACUUCCACCAUGUGAUGCAGCAUCUAAGCGACAUCAUCUAUUCGAGCUUUGGAAAACAUAUAUCAAACGACCAAUGAUUUUAGUUGGACCAAGCUUAGGAGCAACUGUAGCUGUUGAUUUCACUGCUACUUACCCUGAAGCUGUUGAUAAACUGGUUCUCAUUAAUGCGAAUGCGUAUUCAGAAGGAACCGGUGCUCUUAAAGAUUUACCAAAAUCAAUUGCUUACGCUGGGGUUAAGUUGUUGAAGUCAUUUCCUCUUCGCCUUUUGGCCAACGUAUUAGCCUUUUCAUCUCCCUUGUCAGAGAAUAUAGAUUGGACUAAUAUUGGCCGGUUACAUUGUCAAAUGCCGUGGUGGGAAGAUGCGAUGGUCAACUUUAUGAUUAGCGGAGGCUACAAUGUUGCUUCACAUAUCAAACUCAUCAACCACAAGACGCUCGUUAUAUGCAGUGAGAAUGAUCAGAUUGUUAGCAACCAGCUUUCAGUUAAAUUGUUGUGUGAGCUACAAAAUGCGGUUUUCCGGGAAGUACCAGAUUCCGGUCAUCUUCCACAUGUUGAGAACCCUAAACAGUUUGUGAAGCUGAUAUCGGAUUUCGCCAGUGGAAAACUUAAUUGAUUCUAAUAUAUUGUAACGAUCUGCUUCAAGCUCAUGAAGUGGCUACAAAGAGGGAGUUGUCACCUUAUAUACUAUGAAAUAAAUACAAAUAGAUUAGUCUAGCUUGGGCUUGGGAUGGCUAUAGAAACAUCUCUGUUAUUAUUUUCGUAAGCUAACUAAGAGAAUAUUCAAUAUUGGUUUUUACAAGAUCGUAAGAGGAUAUAAAAAACCUUAAAGCCUUCA
Molecule: messenger RNA, 1368 nt
Organism: Brassica napus (rape)
Lineage: Eukaryota; Viridiplantae; Streptophyta; Magnoliopsida; Brassicales; Brassicaceae
Product: putative 2-succinyl-6-hydroxy-2,4-cyclohexadiene-1-carboxylate synthase
Exons: 10
Coding region: 169-1146 (325 amino acids)
Source: RefSeq, a predicted model, not a curated record